Messenger RNA from Cynoglossus semilaevis (tongue sole), 2318 nucleotides. RefSeq names its product pescadillo (gene pes1). Gene Ontology annotation, cellular component: nucleolus; PeBoW complex. The record is from RefSeq and is a predicted model, not a curated record. Gene Ontology annotation, biological process: ribosome biogenesis; maturation of LSU-rRNA from tricistronic rRNA transcript (SSU-rRNA, 5.8S rRNA, LSU-rRNA). Bases 146 to 1903 code for a protein of 585 amino acids. Lineage: Eukaryota; Metazoa; Chordata; Actinopteri; Pleuronectiformes; Cynoglossidae. Gene Ontology annotation, molecular function: RNA binding. The transcript is spliced from 15 exons.
ACUGCUCCGCCUCCUUUGAGCACAUCAAGCUACACGUGCAUCUGCUUGUGGUUACAGCUAACGCUGCGCACACCGGAGAAGUACAUAUUUUCCAAAGGGGUCAACAUUUGUAAACUUGCUUAAAAAGUCGGAAUCGUUGUUAUAAAUGGGAGGUCUUCAGAAAAAGAAGUACGAGAGGGGCGCCGCCACCAACUACAUCACCAGAAAUAAAGCUCGGAAGAAGUUACAGCUGAGCCUCCCAGAUUUCAGGCGAUUAUGCAUUCUCAAAGGCAUUUACCCUCACGAACCCAAGCACAAGAAGAAGGUGAACAAAGGCUCCACUGCUCCAAGGACCUUCUACAUGCUCAAGGACAUUCGCUUUCUUCUGCAUGAACCAAUUGUUGGCAAGUUCAGAGAAUACAAGGUAUUUGUUCGCAAACUUAAGAAGGCAUAUGGAAAAACAGAGUGGUCUACAGUUGAGAGACUGAAAGAAAACAAGCCCACUUACAAACUGGACCACAUCAUCAAAGAAAGAUACCCGUCCUUUAUUGAUGCAUUGCGUGACAUUGACGACGCCCUCUGCAUGUGCUUCCUCUUCUCCACCUUUGCACGAACAGGAAAAUGUCACGUGCAGACAAUCCAUUUAUGUAAACGUCUUACAGUGGAGUGGAUGAACUAUGUUGUUGCAGCUCGUGCUCUGAGAAAGGUUUUUCUCUCAAUCAAGGGAAUAUAUUAUCAAGCAGAGGUGAUGGGACAGCUCAUCACAUGGCUGGUGCCAUAUCAGUUCUCUCAUGAUCACCCAACAGAUGUUGACUACAGAGUCAUGGCCACUUUCACAGAGCUGUACACCACACUGCUGGGUUUUAUCAACUUCAGAUUGUACCAUUCCCUCAACGUCAUCUACCCACCAAAGCUGGACAGUAAAUCAGAGGCGGAGCUGAGAGAAGAGGAUGAGGAAGACUACGCAAUGAACUCAGAAAGCUAUAUGGAGAAACUGUCGGCUCUGAGUGCCAGCCUGGCACGGGUGGUUUCUUCAGCGGAGGAGGAAGAGGCUCAACUCGACCAGUUUCCUGUUGAAGGGGAAGACAUCGAAAAUAUGGAGGCACGAGAACAAGAGCAGAAAAAACAGGAAGCUCAGAGAAAGCUUUUUGAAGGCCUCAAGUUUUUCCUGAACAGGGAGGUACCCAGAGAAUCACUGGCCUUUGUCAUUAGAUGUUUUGGCGGCGAGGUGUCCUGGGACAAGUCUAUUUACAUUGGCAGCACAUAUGAAGUGACGGACGAGACCAUCACACAUCAAAUCGUUGACAGACCCAAUGCUGACAAACAGUACAUCAACAGAUACUACCUACAACCUCAGUGGGUUUAUGACUGUAUCAAUGCCAAAAUGCUCCUGCCAGUUGAAGACUACUUCAUUGGAGUGACGCUUCCCCCUCACCUAUCUCCAUUUGUGGAGGAGAAGGAAGGCGACUACGUGCCACCUGAAAAACUGAAGAUCAUGGCUUUACAACGAGGAGAAAUACCUGCCCAUGACCAAGAGGCCGGUGAUGAAGACGAGGAGGAGGACGAUGGUGAGGAAGAGGAGGAUGAAAAUGACAAUGAUGAGGAGGAAGAAGAAGAAGAAGAAGAAGAGGAGGAAGAAGAGGAGAACCUGAAGAAAAUGGAAGAGCAAAGAUCUCAGGGCAAAUCUCUGCAGGUCAAGGUGACACCAGGAAGAGUGAAGGUAGAAAAUGUAGUUCGUGUAGAGCAAGAGGAGAAAGCAGAAGAGAAACGUCUCGCCAUUAUGAUGAUGAAGAAGAAGGAGAAGUACCUCUACGACAAGAUCAUGUUUGGGAAAAAGCGGAAAACCCGAGAGGCUAACAAGUUGGCUGCCAAGAGGAAGGCCUUUGACGAUGCAGAAAAAGCAAAGAAGAAGGCACGAAAAUAAACAUGUGAAGGUGUCACCUUUAAAAUAUGUAUUUAUGAUUAGGAGGCUAACGUGUCAUGGAACGCCGUGGAGCCCAGUGAUAUGGUCAUCAUAACCUCUGACUUGGCCUCACUAAUUGUGUAAUUAAUGAUAAGGUGACUUAAUGCCAUGUUUGUUAAUAGCUGUUGCUCAGCUGUUAUACACUUCACACCUUAAGCACACACUAUGCUUUCAAAAUCUGUCAAAUGGUAUGCAUUUUUAGUGGAGAACAAAUGUGUCCAUGCUGUUAUGUAAUCUUGCAAUAUUGAGAUGAACUCUGGACUUUUUCAAGGCUGUUUUUGUUUCUUCCUGCACUCACCACAUAGGUGAGGAUUAUGUUUCCAUAAAAGUUGUUUUACUGCUUGAAAGGGUAAUAAAAUCUAAGAUUGGUACAUCA